UGGCACCCAUAUAUCAAAUAUUUUGACAGUUUAUGUUGUUGCAUUGGGUGUUUUUAUAUUUGUUUGGGUGGUUGUUUAUAUUUUUUUAAACAUAGUUGCCAGAAGAACAGGAUUAAAUAAGGCAUUCAGACGUGGGAGGUUUGAGUUGUUGGAGUAUGGGUUUCUAUUUCUAGCCAGUGUAUUUGUUAUUUUAUUGGUUUGUUUAAAUAUGAUUGUCCUACGUGAUAUGGUAAACGGUAUUGGUGGUAACAACAUAAGUUCUAUAAAUAUAACUGGCCACCAAGAACACCUGGGUGUUGGGUUUGAUUCGUAUAUCAAUGGGUUGGUAAAAACAGUUGAUCACGAGUUAAGUCUUUUUGUUAAAAAUUCUUAUGUUUUAAAUAUAACUUCUGCUGAUGUGCUUCAUUCAUUUAGCAUGCCGUCAGCAGAUUUGAAGGUGGAUGCUGUACCAGGACGCAUAAAAAGUGUUUGCUUAAAUUGCGAUAGUGUUGGAUUAUUUGUUGGUUAUUGUACGGAAUUUUUUGGAUCUGGCCACUCUUAUAUGCCAAUAGUUUUAAGUGUUGUGUGGAUCAGUGGUGUAAAUUUUUGGGUGUUUUUAAAGGUUGUUUUAGUUUUUUGUGUUUCUAUUAUUAUUGUUGCUUAUGUAGAGUCACCAAUUUGGUGUUGUUUUGAUGAAACUAUGACAGGGUCGUGGUAUAAGACUUUUGUUUUGGGUGAGUUUUUAUUGUUAAUGAUUCCCAUUGUUUAUAUAAAUGAUGACCUAGGUGAAGAUGCAAUAUCUGAUCCAUAUGAGGCCUUCGAGGAAAAAUUUUUUCACAGCCUUAUUGUGGAUAAGGUUGGUGUUUUGGUUAAAUCAUGGGUCAUUGAGUAUAAUAAAUGUCCAGCUUGUGUUGUCUACUCAUAUGAUAUGGAGCAAAAUAUAUCAACAAAAGUAGAACCGCACACCUUUAAAGUGUGUGUUGAAUCCAGUUGUGUGUUGUUUAUUUUUAUUGUUAAAAUCUAUUAUUAUGUCUGUGUUAAUGUGUUGGUGGUUCUAAUUUGA
Molecule: messenger RNA, 1042 nt
Organism: Protopolystoma xenopodis
Lineage: Eukaryota; Metazoa; Platyhelminthes; Monogenea; Polystomatidea; Polystomatidae
Source: the annotation of a GenBank genome assembly